Paramacrobiotus metropolitanus is the source of this 2912-nucleotide messenger RNA. RefSeq names its product regulation of nuclear pre-mRNA domain-containing protein 2-like. The record is from RefSeq and is a predicted model, not a curated record. The transcript has 6 exons. Lineage: Eukaryota; Metazoa; Tardigrada; Eutardigrada; Parachela; Macrobiotidae. Bases 392 to 2698 code for a protein of 768 amino acids.
AAUAUAUUUUUUAUAAUUCGUUUCUCUGUCUUUUUGAUAGCAUGUUUGAAACAUUCUCGCGUUUGGGAUUUGGUAGAACUUUAUUAUUAAUUAUUCUGAGGAUAAAUUUGCUUUUUGUUGCUCUCACCAGAAUAGUUAGAGUAGCGAUUUUGCGAGACACAUAACAACUUCAACUUCUAUCUGAAUCUACCGACCGAUUUCUUGUGCUGAGCAGCUGAGCUCCUUCAACGUUUUCGAACGGAUUACCGCCGAGGGCUCUCAGCAUAUUUGUCCCAUUAUAAACAGGGAGCACAAACGUGCUGAUUUAUCUUCAUCGCGUAUUGGCUGCCGUCUGUGAAUUUCCUAAGUGGAAUUCCAAACAGUCAGAACUGGAUCAGCCAGUGUUGCGAUUAUGAGCAGUCUCCUGUCGCAUUCGCACCGUAACUCGGCAUCUUCAUCCAGUGCAUCAUUGGGUUACGCUUUGCCGGACACAGUGUCAUCCCAGAGCACCGAAGAACAUGAGCCGUUUACGGAGGAAACCUGUUGUGUCAAGUUGCGUAAAGUGGGCCGCAGCACUGACCAGGUGCGCGGCUUAUCCGCUUGGAUUUUCCAUCAUCGUUCCCAUCUUUCGCGUGUCGCUAAAUUAUGGUUGGCGGAGCUAAAAAAAGCACCUCCUGGGCGCCGCUUAACGCUAUACUAUGUGGCCUAUGAAACCUUGGCUAUUUGUAAAAAGAAAAAAUUCGAGAAGGGAUUUCCCUGUUUUCAGGCGGUUCUGCGAGAGGCGACUGUUUAUUGCCGGGAUCGUGAAUGCAAGAUCGGCGUCCGGAAGGUGUUUGCCAUAUUCAAAGAAGCCCAAUUCUUCAGUGAUGACUACCUCAAACAACUCCGUGAUGAUCUGGAGAAGGGUCGUUCCGUUAGUAAUCAUAAUAAAGUCGUCCUCUUGGAUUUCGAACCCGGAGUGAUCAGUAAGAUCCAUGAACAAAUGGAAGAGUUUCGAGAAGGUACUCUUAAAAUAGCAGAACGGAAGUACCGGGAGAAAGAAUCAGAUUUGGUUUUUGGAGACGAAGUAAUUGGCAAAAUUAAAGAACACGCCGUGGGAAAAGAGUAUUUGGCCCGCUUUGACGCAGCAUUUCAGCAUAUGCGGGAUUUAGAAGAUGCUCGCGAACAAGACCUGAAGCAGUCGUAUGAUCUGCUUAACCAAUUGGAAUUGCUCCGCGUUUUUUACAGCACCACUUCUAAAGAGGCGGAGAAGGUUAUUGUGGCCUAUGGCAAUUACGAGCGAGUAGCCCAGAAUGGGAUGUCUCAUCUGGAGAAAGCUCAGCGACUGCUCAAUAUUCCGUUACCAAAUUUGGUUCCCGCAGAACCUGAAGCUGCGGACGUCGUCGAUAUGGAGCUGUCCGACGAUGAAGCCGACGCGACCAAAAAGCCCGUCGGAUUUCUUGGAGAAAAACCUGUUGACGGUGCAGCAGAAGUCAACCAGAACACAAUGGCGCCAGCGGAUUCCUCUCCUUUUAAGGAAAACCCGCGACUGCCUGGACUUAAUAAUAAUCAUUUUGCUGCCUUGUUAUCUAGUCUCCCGGUGGCACCACCGAUUGCCCUACCGUUGCCUUCUAUUCCGGUACAGAGCAUACCAUCCCACACUACACUCCUUCCUCUUCCACCACCAUCCCUUCCGCCUUAUGCAUACCAGCCUCAUUCGGUUCCGCCACCAAAUUUUUAUGAUCAAGACGAGUACGAGGAUGAUUUGCCCGUGGAGCCUUUGAGCACGGGAUUUCCGUUAGAACGAUACGAUAGUAAUCCUUUGGUACGCGACCACAGACACGAACACGAUGAUUAUGAUGAAUACGACGAAGACGAUUACGAUCACAACGAACAAACAAAUCGCCCUCGGUUUGAUGAUCAGCCGGGUCCUAAUAGACCGUUAUUCAUUGACAGUUCACCUCUGAUGGAUAACAUCAGCCCCCCACGACAUCCACCGGUGUCGUUACUCGGCCCGCCGCCUACGACGCCCACGCGACCGCCGUUUGAGAUGCGUUUCAGUCCUCCCAGUCUGAGACCGCAAAAUAUGGGCCGUAACGACUUCUCUCCGCCUCGCUUCCGACCUGCUCCACCAAACGGGAAACCUGCUCUCCUCAGCAAUCACCCUUCGCCACAAAUCCGUCAAUCUGGCCAGUAUAUCCAAUACAUUCCCGCCUCCGCAGUGUCUCCGGGAUCUCAGCGUAUGCCGCUGUUGGCUUCGCCAGUCGGUCCGUCAUCACCGCAUUUUGAUCAGCAUUCACUAUCAGGCGAUCACAACGAACCGCAGACUCCCUUUCAGGGCCGCGGUCGAGGACGAAGAGGGUUCGGCGGUCGACAGACAUCCGAAGGACGAGGUGGAGGUGGACGUGGGCGGGGCGCAGGAGGAAUGAACGGCCGGGUUGAGGACGCCCAUCCUGCGGGAACUUUCAGUAUUCCGUCUCUGGCGUCUGGCAGUGGACGCAACAGGGAGCGAACUGGUGGAGCACAGCGUGGGAGAGGCGUAGAGCACAUGAGGGGGCGGGGUCGAGGAGGUCACUCAGGACCGUGGAAACCUCAGUUUGAUGAGGACGACAAUGAAGGAGGCUGGUGUGCAGGUACUGGAUCGAAUUUGAUUCCGGUUGUUACCACUCAAAUGCCGAAUAUUGAGCCUGUCGGAGAAAGUGUGACGGAUCGCUUAAUACGCCUGGCUAAUAUGAAAUGAUUAAUAAAUAUUGGCCAGUCUGCGGUUUUCUAGUGUGCUGCCGACUGCAGUUUACGAGGAUUGUUAUUUUUCUUCGUUUUCACUACAUUUGUUUUUUCGUGUUAAUGCAGACCGAGUGGUACUUAUUUAUCAUCGGCAAAUGGCUUGUUUUGUAUUGAGUGACGUAUUAAACAAAGCCGAGAUUUUAUGUGUUGGGAAAUUAAAAAGAAAGUGU